This is a messenger RNA of Diplodia corticola, 2451 nucleotides long. RefSeq names its product rna-binding protein cabeza protein. NCBI's taxonomy places the organism in Eukaryota, Fungi, Ascomycota, Dothideomycetes, Botryosphaeriales, Botryosphaeriaceae. The transcript has 4 exons. The coding region runs from base 1 to 2451 and encodes 816 amino acids. The record is from RefSeq and is a predicted model, not a curated record.
AUGGGGCGUGUCAAACAACCUGCUGUGCGCCAUGACUUGGCCGUGGCGAAUCAUUCGCAUGAGACCAGUGUCAGCCACGAGAACAACCCUGUUGACACUGACAUGAUCGAUCGACUCGACGAUGAAGAGCCCAAUCAGGAAGACCAAGACAUGGAUGCUCUCUCUGACGCUGACAACUUUGAAGAUGACGACGAAGAAGACGAAGGAGACGAAGGAGACGAAGGAGACGAAGGAGACGAUGAAGAUGAUGAGGACGACGAAGACGAUGAAGACUUCGAUGACGACGAAGGUGACGAGGACUUUGACGCCGACGAAGGCGACGAGGACCUUGACGCCGACGCCGAUGCCGACGGUGAAAGCGAUGAUGAGGUUGGUCCUGCAAAGAGGCGUCGGAACACGAUUCAAGCUACUCCAAAGGCCAAGCCUGGCCCAAAGAUGGGUCGAUUCACCGCACGCAAGACACCUUACAUCUCUCAGCAGGCUCCUAAGGGGACUGAGCAAGCUCCUGAGAGAUCUGAGCAAGCUCCUGAGAGCUCUGAGCAAGUUCUUCGUGCACUGAGGAAGGCUCAUCGAGACAUGGAGCGCAGAUUGUCCAAUGGGCAACCUGAUGCCACAGGCGACCGUGCACUUCGUUGUCUGCCUUACUGUACGAUAAACCGCUCUGCCAAACGUGAACUGAUCAGGUGGACCGAUGAGAUGUACGCUCAUACUCUGCUUGCCAUGAUCUUUGCACUCGAAGCCGACGGUGUCGAUCUUCCUUGGGAAGAGGUAGCCGCAAUUGUCCAGCCGGGCGCCACUGGCGAGGCAUUCAAGCAGGCUGUGUCCAAGCUCCGUGUGAAGAGGGUCAAGGAGGGCUUGCCUGUGCCCCCGCCGCGUCCCGGCAAAGGGAAGUCUCGCAAUGAAUGUCUCCUUGAGCUGCAGGGUCUCUUGUCCGAGGCUGCCCAAGUCCGCAAUGCCAAGAACCUAGGCGGGUCUUCUGCUCCAAUUCAGAAGGAAGCCGCAGAGGCUGAGGCCGACGAUGAUGACGAUGAGAGGACGGUGACAGAUUUGAAUUUCUUCGAGCAUGAUCGCAUGUCCAUCAGGCCGAUCGACUCGCCUGAGCAGUUCGAAGGGUCAGCUAUGGAGAUUUGCGAUGCAUCCGAAGGGGGUCAUCACACCUCGGAGAGGAGAAUCGCCGAAUGGGUUGACGGUGUUUCCGCUGACUCACUCUCUGCCGUAACCCUCCAGUCCGUCACCGGCAUGAACACGGAUGUUCAAUCGCGCCCUUCAACCGACGUCAGCCGUCUACAGACUGACACCGAUGGCCGCCAUACUGACCUGGAUGUGUCGGCUGCCCGCCCGGGGCCCAACCAGGACCCUGACACACCAAUGGAGACGUCACUAUUCUACCCUAAUCCUCAAACACCUCCUAGACGAUUGCGGACUCCGGAAGAGUGCCCCCCGGCCCCGCGUAGCCGAAGCAGCAGCGAACUCCAAAAACAUAGCCUGAGCCAUCUCAGGAAGAGAUCGAGUGAUGAGAUCGGCCUUCCGCCGUCUACGCCGACUCCGAAACGCCGCCAGUCCGAGUUCAUGCGCCGGUCGGGUUCGCGCAGGCCGUCGCUCAGCCAGAUCCCAGAGUCUGGUCCCGUCGAAUCGACUGCGACGCAGCCGGUUGCUAACGUUCCCGGCCAAGGUUCCACCCUAUCUCAGGGCCAGCCUCCCGUUGGAAUGCCGGGAGGAGCAGGUGGACUCACGUGCACGAUGCCAGGUUCAUAUCAGAACAGCUAUGGCGGUAUGCCGAUGGGCAACGUGCCGAUUCCGCCGAUCAUGCAUCACUUUUACAUGCAGCAGAUGAUGACCGCUUACGCACAGAUGAGCAACAUGCAGCAGAAUGCUUUCAACAACAACCUUUUGCAGAUGGGAGGUCAGCAGAUGACAAACCAGCACAUGACGGACCAGCAGAUGCCAUCCCCGUGGCAGAACGAUGCCCAAGUUGGCACCCAGCCGACAGAGGCCGAGCGCCAGAGGUCUGCAUCGCAGUCUCAAGAGCCUGAGAUGGACACCGGCAUCUCCCCGCAGGUCUUAACCGGUCACAGCUUUCCUUCCACGGUUCCCGCCCGCGCCAGCUCUGAGCACAACUCUCGCCAUGUUAGCCCGUCUUCUGGCGUCAAUGAAUCCGUUUGGAACUUCACUACCGGUGGUGACUUCAUCAGCCCCACUGAAGCUGUUUUCCCUAGACUCUACACGGGUAGUAGUCGCAUGCCGUUCCAGAACUUGGGACGCCUGAGCGAAGAGCCGGAGGAUGAGCAGAACCUGCAGCUUGGUUCGCAGGACACGAACACCGAUUCCUUUAGCCGCUCUACACAGGAAUCCUUUGGUAGCACCGUCCAAGGCUCUCGCGUCACGCCUGCCCGGCCGCGUCCGGCCGACCCCGAUAGUGACAAGGAGAAUAUCCAGGACUACCAGGACUGA